Dufourea novaeangliae is the source of this 321-nucleotide messenger RNA. RefSeq lists its product as uncharacterized. Lineage: Eukaryota; Metazoa; Arthropoda; Insecta; Hymenoptera; Halictidae. The coding region runs from base 50 to 316 and encodes 88 amino acids. The transcript has 2 exons. The record is from RefSeq and is a predicted model, not a curated record.
UAAUUAUUUACAACCUCUUGGUGCAGUAUUCAUUGAAAAGAUACUAAAUAUGGACGAAGUACGUAAACGAAGAGAUAAAAGCCCGCAAAAUGGAGACAUAGUGAAUUUAUCAGCUAACCAAGAGGAUGAAACAAUAUCAGAAACUCCAACAAAAAACCUGAAGUACUAUUUUAACAGAUUUAGGUAUUACCAUUACUGUUUAGCAGAGAAACUGGAUACCAUAAUUGGAGUUGUGUGUCUCACCAUAAUAAAAAUAUAUUUUUCCUUGAUGGGUUACGAACAGUCUGCCUUGGAAGACAUUGAAGCACCAGAUUAAAAAUG